Messenger RNA from Malus domestica (apple), 1037 nucleotides. RefSeq lists its product as uncharacterized. Gene Ontology annotation, biological process: box C/D snoRNP assembly. The record is from RefSeq and is a predicted model, not a curated record. Gene Ontology annotation, molecular function: box C/D methylation guide snoRNP complex binding. Lineage: Eukaryota; Viridiplantae; Streptophyta; Magnoliopsida; Rosales; Rosaceae.
GCAGCAAAAUUAGAAUCAAAGAAAAUAAAAAUUGCCGUUUCGUCAAAUCUUGUCGCAGCCAAAAACCCUAAACCCUUUGAGAGCACAGACAGAGGAAGAUGGGAAAUACAAGCAAAGACCUUCUGCAAUUCGAGCACAAAAGGGCUUCAACUUCACCUUUAGAAAGCACGCUACUUGUCUGUAAAAAUGCCUCAACGAAGAAAGCUCAACCCGAAGGGAAACCCGGCCCUGCUCUUCCUCUUCCCAAAAGCCAAGUUUUGGGACUAGUAAGGGACUUCUUGGGAGUCAUAUCAGAAGCUAACGAACGACUAAAGCAGGAUGCAAAGGAUAAUCCAGAAAACUACGAUAUUGAAGUGCUCACUGGAAAUGAAUCUCAAGUCGUUAAUAUGGAGUUGAUGCUGGGCGUUGCUGAUCUUCAAACUCCUGAGGCUGUGGCUGCUGCUGAAUCUGCAAUUGUUGGUUGUCAGCCUGUUAUACCAUUGGCCAUCAACAGUAGCGGAGAGGAAUCAGAGGAUAGCAGUGAUGGUGACAGCAGCAGCGAUGAUAGUGACGACGAAGAUGGUUCCGAUGAUAGUAGCAGCAAUGAUAAUGACGACGAAGAUAGUGAUGAAAUCAAAGAUGAUACAAUUGAUAAAGAGGAUAAGAAAACAACCUCUCAUGCAAGGCUCAAAACACGCAAGUCGGAUAAAGAUAAUUCUAUGAGUGAUGAUGCUGGUAACAAUCGGUCCCAAAAACGACCGAAAAUUGUUGAGCUCUCACGAAAGUCUUGUGAGAUCUAGUCAUAUAUAGAGUUAAUGUUUAUGGAACUAUCAAUUUAUUGUAAUAGUUGGGCAGUUCUUAAGACUUCCACACAGUGAGAAGGGCAUAUGAUGAAUGAUUCUGGGAGACUCUGGAAGAGACAACGAGUUGUAUGAAGAGUACAAAAUAUCAUUAUAUCGUUAAUGUGAUUUCGUAUGUAAUUUCACGGUUUCACCCAAAUCAUUCUAAGUACGAUGUUUGUCGAUGAAUUUUAUGAUGAAAGGUAAUUGUUCUGCAAA